Messenger RNA from Mesoplodon densirostris (Blainville's beaked whale), 792 nucleotides. RefSeq names its product receptor transporter protein 1 (gene RTP1). Gene Ontology annotation, cellular component: cell surface. Gene Ontology annotation, molecular function: olfactory receptor binding. Gene Ontology annotation, biological process: protein insertion into membrane; protein targeting to membrane; detection of chemical stimulus involved in sensory perception of bitter taste. The record is from RefSeq and is a predicted model, not a curated record. The transcript is spliced from 2 exons. NCBI's taxonomy places the organism in Eukaryota, Metazoa, Chordata, Mammalia, Artiodactyla, Ziphiidae.
AUGAGGAUUUUUAGACCGUGGAGACUGCGCUGACCUGCCUUGCACCUGCCCUCACUUCCCGUGUUCUCACUCAAGUGGAGUUCGCCCUCCCUCGCCACUGACGAGACCAUGUGUAAAAGUGUGACCACAGGUGAAUGGAAGAAAAUCUUCUACGAGAAGAUGGAGGAGGCAAAGCCAGCUGACAGCUGGGACCUCAUCAUCGAUCCCAACCUCAAGCACAAUGUGCUAGCCCCAGGCUGGAAGCAGUACCUGGAGUUGCAUGCCUCAGGCAGGUUCCACUGCUCCUGGUGCUGGCAUACCUGGCAGUCGCCCCACGUGGUCAUCCUCUUCCACAUGUACCUGGACCGCGCCCGGCGGGCGGGCUCGGUGCGCAUGCGCGUCUUCAAGCAGCUGUGCUACGAGUGCGGCACGGCGCGGCUGGACGAGUCGAGCAUGCUGGAGGAGAACAUCGGGAGCCUGGUGGACAACCUCAUCAGCAGCCUGCGCGAGCAGUGCUACGGGGAGCGCGGCGGCCAGUAUCGCAUCCACGUGGCCAGCCGCCAAGACAGCCGGCGGCACCGCGGAGAGUUCUGCGAGGCCUGCCAGGAGGGCAUCGUGCACUGGAAGCCCAGCGAGAAGCUGCUGGAGGAGGAGGCGACAACCUACACCUUCUCCCGGGCUCCCAGCCCCACCAAGCCACAGGCCGAGGCGGAUUCUGGCUGCAAUUUCUGCUCCAUCCCCUGGUGCUUGUUUUGGGUCACGGUCCUGCUGCUGAUCAUCUACCUGCAGUUCUCCUUCCACAGCUCCGUCUAA